AUGCAAGAAAUUUGUCUUCCUCCGAACCAUGACACUACAGCUGCUAGUCUCAGGAAUAUUGGGACUAUUUAUUAUGCGAAGGGAGAUUAUGAUGAAGCUUUGGACUAUUCUCUAAAAUCAUUGAGAAUGCAAGAAAUUUGUCUUCCUCCGAACCAUGACAGUACGGCUGCGUGUCUCAUUAAUAUUGCCAAUAUUUAUUAUACGAAGGGAGAUUAUAAUCAAGCUUUGGAAUAUUCUCUAAAAUCAUUGAGAAUGCAAGAAAUUUGUCUUCCUCCGAACCAUGACACUACAGCUGCUAGUCUCAGGAAUAUUGGGACUAUUUAUUAUGCGAAGGGAGAUUAUGAUGAAGCUUUGCAAUAUUGCCUGAAAGCAUUGAGAAUGCACGAAAUUUGUCUUCCUCCGAACCACCACACUACAGCUGCGAGUCUCAUGACUACUGGGAAUAUUUAUUAUUCGACGGGAGAUUAUGAUCAAGCUUUGCAAUAUUGCCUGAAAGCAUUGAGAAUAAAAGCCAUUUGUCUUCCUCCGAACCAUGACAGUACAGCUGCGAGUCUCAUCAACAUUGGGAAUAUUUAUCAUAAGAAGGGAGAUUAUGAUCAAGCUUUGGAAUAUUCUCUAAAAUCAUUGAGAAUGCAAGAAAUUUGUCUUCCUCCGAACCACGAUAAUACAGCUGCAAGUCUCAUGAAUAUUGGGAAUAUUUAUUAUUCGAAGGGAGAUUAUGACCAGCCUUUGGAAUAUUACCUGAAAGGCUUAAAAAUGCGAGAAAUUUCUCUUCCUCCGAACCAUGACCGUACAGCUGCGAGUCUCAUGAAUAUUGGGAAUAUUUAUCAUAAGAAGGGAGAUUAUCAUCAAGCUCUGCACUAUUCUCUAAAAUUAUUGAGAAUGCACGAAAUUUGUCUUCCUCCGAACCAUGACAGUACGGCUGCGUGUCUGAUUAAUAUUGGCAAUAUUUAUUAUACGAAGCGAGAUUAUAAUCAAGCUUUGGAAUAUUCUCUAAAAGCAUUGAAAAUGCGAGAAAUUUCUCUUCCUUCGAACCAUGACAGUACAGCUGCCAGUCUCAGGAAUAUUGCGAAUAUUUAUCGAGCGAAGGGAGAUUAUGAUCAAGCUUUGGAAUAUUCUCUAAAAUCAUUGAGAAUGCACGAAAUUUGUCUUCCUGCAAACCACGACGCGAGAGCUGAGAGUCUCAUGAAUAUUGGGAAUAUUUAUCAAGCGGCGGGGGGUAAUGAGCAAGCUUUGAUAUAUUACCUGAAAGCAUAG
Molecule: messenger RNA, 1257 nt
Organism: Didymodactylos carnosus
Lineage: Eukaryota; Metazoa; Rotifera; Eurotatoria; Philodinida; Philodinidae
Source: the annotation of a GenBank genome assembly